This is a messenger RNA of Lolium perenne, 852 nucleotides long. The record is from RefSeq and is a predicted model, not a curated record. Lineage: Eukaryota; Viridiplantae; Streptophyta; Magnoliopsida; Poales; Poaceae.
AUGCUUCGCCCCUCUACCGCCGCCGGCCACGCUGAUCUCCACCACCCGCCUCCGCCGGCCACGCGCAUAUCUCCUCCCCCCUCCCUCCUCCUUCACCACCUCGUCGCCGUCGACCUGCUGUGUUCCCGGCGUCUCCGGCCAUUCCUGAUGCCGCGCCUCUACUCCACCACGCCGAUGUCCCGCAUCCUCCUCCGCAGCGGCCGCCGCUUCUCCUCCUCCACCUCCACCUCCCGGCGCUCACGCUCCUGGUCUCCCCACGCCGCCUUCGCCGCGGCCACACAGCGCGCCAGAGCCGGGACGCUCAGCCGAGAAGAUGCACACUACCUUUUUUCGAUAAAGAGAUGCCAUCUGUUUCAUGAAAUGAUGCAGCAAGGGAUUGUGCCCAAUGUGGUGACAUAUACCUCGGUUAUUGAUGCCUUGUGCAAAGCCAGAGCAAUGGAUAAGUCGGAGCUAUUUCUUAGGCAGAUGGCCGAUAACAAUGUUCAACCGAAUAAUGUGACAUAUAAUUGCAUAAUCCAUGGAUAUUCUACAACAGGGCGGUUGAAAGAGGCGACAAGAAUGUUCAGAGAAAUGACACUCCAGGGUCUUAUACCAGAUUUAUUUACUUUCAACUCGUUCAUGAAUUCCCUUUGCAAGCAUGGUAGAAGCAAAGAAGCUGCAGAGAUUUUUGAUUCCAUGACUGCCAAGGGACACAAGCCUAAUAUCGUCUCGUACUCUAUUUUGCUUCAUGGGUAUGCCAAUGAAGGAUGCUUACUUGAAAUGACUGAUCUCUUUAAUUCAAUGAAAAUCAAUGGUAUUGUAGCCAACUUCCAUGUCUUCAACAUAUUAAUUGGUGCAUAUGCUAAAUGUUGA